Messenger RNA from Aspergillus nomiae NRRL 13137, 1515 nucleotides. RefSeq names its product cytochrome P450. The coding region runs from base 1 to 1515 and encodes 504 amino acids. Lineage: Eukaryota; Fungi; Ascomycota; Eurotiomycetes; Eurotiales; Aspergillaceae. The transcript is spliced from 4 exons. The record is from RefSeq and is a predicted model, not a curated record. Gene Ontology annotation, molecular function: heme binding; monooxygenase activity; iron ion binding.
AUGGCACUCCCGUCGUCCUUCACUGCCGCCCUCAUUACCGUCCUCCUUUUUCCCGCCCUUUUCGCCGUCAAACGGCUGUACUUCCACCCUCUCUCUCGGUACAAUGGGCCUCUUCUCUGGGCUGUUACCCGCGUGCCGUAUAUGCUCGCCUUCCGGAAUGGCCAGCUGGCGCAUAAAAUCAAGCACUUUCACGAAGUUUACGGCGAGACAGUCCGCGUGGCUCCAAACGAGGUUUCCUUCAUCAACCCCGACACCGUGAAAGACAUCUAUCAGCGUCGACCCAGAGGUGGGGGCUUCAAGUCACUCCCCAAAGAUCCCAUCCGUCAAGCACCUCCACGGCCGGGGCAACCCAUGAGCAUCCUUGACGCGGGAGAUGCGGACCAUACGCGACUCCGCAAGGCCUAUGCUGCCGCCUUCAGCGGCCAGGCCCUAACCGCGCAAGAGCCGCUCGUGACCUCCUACGUCGACAAGAUGAUCACCCAACUCCGAUCCCAAACCCAAGAUGCUACUCAAAGUAUUGAUAUCCAAGAAUGGGUCAGCUUCUGUACCUUUGACAUCGUCUGCAAGCUGAGCUUCGGUGAAGAUUUCGGCUGCCUGGACAAUCAGCGCUACCAUGAAUGGGUUGGUCAGCUCGUCUACUCCCUGAAGGCUAAGGUCCAGCUAGCCUCCUGUCGCUUCUACCCCUGGCUGUUCAACUACCUCGUCAAGCGCCUCCCCAAGUCCGCGGGGAUCCUUAUGGCCCAGCACCAAGCCACGACCCAGGAGAAAGUGAAACGCCGGUUACAGCAACUGCACAGCGGCGGUAGCAGUAACACAGCAGCAAUCCCGGCAGGAGAUCUCCGAAGCGAGAUGGUCGUCAACGCCGCUACCCUCAUUGUCGCGGGAAGCCACACCCUGCAGACCGCCAUUACUGGCAUCCUUUUCCACCUCCUCCAGCAUCCAACUGUGCUAGACCGCGUGACAAGCGAGGUGUGGGGUGCAUUUCCCUCGGCCAACCAAAUGAGCGUCCAAGCACUGCUCAGACUGCCUCUCCUAGAGGCUGCGAUCAAGGAAGGCAUUCGUCUCACCUCGCCCGUGCCCCUGGGGUUGACACGGCUCGUUCCCAUCGGGGGCCAUAUGAUUAACGGCGAAUUCUUCGCGGAGGGAACCGUCGUUUCCUACAUGCAAUGGGCUGCCAACGUCUCCCCACAGAACUACACCGACCCUAUAGGCUUCCACCUCGAGCGCUGGCUCAAGUCACCCUCGUCCCCAUCCCAGUCAUCCACUUCUUCAAUAGACGAUCACUUCGGCAGGGACCGCAAACACGCCACCCAGCCGUUCCUCCAGGGUCCACGCGACUGCAUCGGUCAGAAUCUCGCCCGCAUGGAGAUUGUCCUCAUCCUAGGAAAACUGCUAUACCACUUCGACCUGCAGGCCGAGGGGAAGCUGGGGCGAUGGGAGGAUCAGGAGACGUAUGCGGUCUGGGUGAAGACGCCGCUACCCGUGAGGUUGCGGGUAAGGGACGGGUUGAUUUGA